Molecule: messenger RNA, 1233 nt
Organism: Penicillium atrosanguineum
Lineage: Eukaryota; Fungi; Ascomycota; Eurotiomycetes; Eurotiales; Aspergillaceae
Product: integrase zinc binding domain-containing protein
Exons: 5
Coding region: 1-1233 (410 amino acids)
Source: RefSeq, a predicted model, not a curated record
AUGGGCAGCUUCGCAAGACGCAAUGAAGGGACCGACGGCUAUCUCAUGAAUCAGCAGAUGGCAGUGCCCGGUGCUUAUAGCCAUCAAGAUGGCCAUGAAUACGGUCCCACUGGAUCUGGACCAUACCACUUCCCCCAGCACUCUUUCAACCCCUAUGGUUCUCAAUUCGGUCCAUCUUAUGGACAGCAGUCAAACCUGUCUCCAGGCAUGCAACAUCUGCAGUAUGCAUCGGAGCAUAUGAUUCCAUCAAUGUCCACAUCGGAUGAUAUGAGACUCCACCAUCCUCCGCAGUAUAUGGCCCAGUCUCGUUAUCUGCAGUCGCCUAGAUAUCUUCCUCUUCGGGAUGCGCUCAGUGAGACGGAUAUUGAGAGCCAGGAGUCUCGGAAUGAGAGCACCAUGCUGUCAGAGCCCGUGGUACCUCCUCUAGAUGGAUUCCCGGACGUAAGAGAGUUUGAUCGAUUGAUGCAGAGCUACGUCGAUGAUCUAUCGGUGAAGAAGCAAGACAAGGCGUUGAUCCAUGCUAGAAGAGCGCGGAAUAUCCGAACCGUCCUGAUCGAUCCAAAAGAUACAGCAGUCGAGUCAGCCCAAUUUCGGUUUUGGGUCAAGAAGAUGUUCAAGCUUCAAACUGUUGGCAUGGGAACUGCAGAUUGCCGAAAAAUGAUCUGCCAUGAGGGAAAACCAGUCGCGAUUCGCGAAAAAUUGUUCAAAAUUCUCACUAAAGCGCAUCAGCAAUGUCAGCACGGCGGCCGCGACAAGACCUCUGCUCAGGUCCGGCGCAUCUAUUCAUGGGUUCCAAAGGAACUGAUUUCUCGUUUUGUCAAAAUCUGCCCGACAUGUCAAGUUCGUCGCGGAGGAUCACGCCUUACACCACCCAACUCCCGGCUAGGAUCACCUCGUCUGGAGAUGGUACCUCAGUCUCCAAAGCUCCCAUCCCCGCCGAUUAUCAAAAGAGACUCGUCAUAUGGUGGCCAAGUGGCCCUAGAUCGGGCACAACCCGACUGUUUUGGCCAAUUGCAUAGCCAUAGCUGGAUGGACGGGCAUCAGAAUUUACAGAGCCGCCCGGGCUUGAACCCUGGCGUCAGGUCCUUCCAUGGCUCGAUGGGUAACAUCCCACACUCCAUCACAGGUACCCUAGACCCUUUCUCUGCGGACUUGACGGUGCCCCCCUCUCAGUUAAGCUAUACAGCAGGAUAUGUUCCCACGCAUGGCACUCCGAGCCAGCGGGAUUUUUGA